Hydractinia symbiolongicarpus is the source of this 4333-nucleotide messenger RNA. RefSeq lists its product as uncharacterized. The transcript is spliced from 2 exons. Bases 1975 to 3861 code for a protein of 628 amino acids. Gene Ontology annotation, molecular function: zinc ion binding. NCBI's taxonomy places the organism in Eukaryota, Metazoa, Cnidaria, Hydrozoa, Anthoathecata, Hydractiniidae. The record is from RefSeq and is a predicted model, not a curated record.
ACGCUAAAAGGCCUGAGAGCGAGGUCAUUUCGUUAAAAUUUUAUUAAGUAACGCCGUUUUCUACCCGCGAAAUUAUUUCAUCCUCCUUUCCGAGACCGGCAAUGUAAUUCCAGCCACCUCUCAAAAGUUAACCAUCGCAAAAAAUUUCGACCAAACUAACGAGUUUGUCGUCUUAAUAUUUCACAAUGGCCAACUCUAGUAGAGGGGGGCUGGAGUUACAGUGCCGGUCUUAGAAAGAAGGGCAAGAUAAUUUCAUGACUAAAAAUACGAAUUCGUAGAAUCGAUUUUGUCAAAAAUCCCAAAAAAAUACAAUAAUACCUGUCAGAUAGAGAAUUCACAGUCAAAAACAUAUAUCUCCCUAAAAGGAGAAUCAAUAUUCGCAAAUAUUUUCAACCCUCCUUUUCCUAAGCAAGGCGAAAAAUAAAUUCAGGUGCCCUCUCUAGAGAGGGUCAUUACAAUUACAGUGCCGAUGUCUAGUAGAGAAGGGGAUUUCGCAUAUUUUCGACCAAGACACUGCCAGUUCGGGGAAAAACUCUUGCAACGGAUUCGAAUUGACACGGAUUGUUUUUGACCCUUCUGCCGCCUCAUAGAUACGGUACAGACUUGAUAGAAAUUACACAGUAAUCCAGCAUGCAAGAAUAUCGUAGUAGGGGCGGGAUUAUUUUUCCAACCCCAAAAGGCGGCCUUACGACAAAGAGGCUGGAAUAUUAGAGAUGCAGGAAUAAUAAAGUUAUAAAAAACCUGCAUCCCAUUAAAUGGAUUACGAUGGCUGGUGCAGAACCGGUUUAAAGAUUCCCAAAAACUUAGCGCGCUGGGGAAGGGUGUAAGAAGGGGGAGGAGGAGAAGUGAGGUGUUAACUUGAAUUAACAAAGAAUUGCUGAGGUCUGCGGAAAAUUAGCAUUCGAAAUGACAGACGUAGCCGUGCAUGCUGUGUGUUUAAAACGUGUUUUCAUUUUGUCAUCGGUUCGGUCAUCAGGCAGGUGGCUAUUGUCGAGAAUGGAAUGCAGUCACAUUGCCAGCGUCCUAGUUGGCCAGUUACCUCUCUUUCUCCCCUUUUCCACUCCAGCAUACCCUCUUCUUGUGCAGUUUAGGGACAACUGCAAAUUAGACUAUUCCGCCUAAAUAGGCUAUGAUAGACAAAUUAGGCGAAAUUUAUCUCUUAACUAAGCUAUCAACAUUAAAUUUGCUUAUUAUAGCCUUCUGGUCCGUGGUCGCACCGAUCUUUAAGGUUAAAAAAUGAGCUAACGAACCACCCUCCGAUGUAACGUAUGAUCCGCCAACUCUGUGAAUCUGAUAACUUUGUGAAACUGCUUUCAAAGCCUACAACAACUUACCACAGCUCUGUCUACUAUUUUUAAUGAAUGAAUUCGAUUCAAGGGAUUUGAUACUACCACUUAAUCAAUUUUAGGGGUGUCGGAACUCACGCAUGACAAAAAUUUGGCGGUAAGUUCAGACGGCUACACCUUUUUGUGAUUUUCAAGUCAAGCGCAACGGUGGCCAUUUUUGAUAUAUAUUGUAGUCUCAGUUAAUUGAUUAUAAUUAUGGUCAUGUUGAAGGAUCCAUCACAGCAUUAUCGGAUGAUAGUACAUGCCGGAUCCGGCUUAUAGACGAAUUUCCGUGUGACGUCACAUAACCAGUUCCCAAGCCUCUGCGCAAAUCGACAGGCAAAAUGGCAGGCAAGAUAGUAAACAAAUAGGGUAAUUGCUUAUUAAACGAUCGUUUUAAAUCGCUUAAAAAGUAAACAAACCUUUCGAUCGAAACUUGCACUACCAUUAUGAACUCCGUUACUAAGAUUUUAAUGAUAUUCUCCAUCGCGGGCUUUUAUUCUCGACCAUUACUUCGGCUUUACAAGCCUACACACCAGGAGUACGCGAGUAAGCAAGUCCUGCAUUGUGUUCGACUAAAUAGCUGCGUUUAAACUGCGACGUUUUUAUAUCCUUGCCUUGGAAAUUUUUGUGGGUAAUAGCCCAAAAUAUGUACGCGAGGUAUAAACACAGACCAAGAGUUGUACAGAGUAUAAUGCGACAAAACGAAAGCGGCCGCCUCGUGGUCUUCACUUCCAAUAUGUCGACCGAAUACUUCUCGAAAUUAGUAAGUGAAGAUAAACAGCAUUAUUCAAAAAAACUCACGCUUGCCAACGGAACACUCCUACGCGACCCUUUUUCACUGAAGGGAGAAGAUUGGAGCGACGAUGUAUCAUUGCUACCCGAUGUUACGCAUAUGGAUUUGUAUGUCUAUCUCAUCCAUACACCCAGUGAAUUUACAAAUGAAUCUUUGAAAGCUUAUAAAUCCUUAGAAGCUUACAACUUUUAUCUUUCUGGGCAUGUUCAAGAUGUUUAUUGCCACCUCUUGAAAGACGUUGAAUUUUGCUACAUUAAAUCCUCCGUACUACCUAGUCAGAGACAAGGACAAAAGCAAAAACUAUAUGAUGUAUGGAUCAUUUUACACACAAGUGGAUGGGUACUUUCAGCAAAUUGUACCUGCGUUGCUGGCCUUGGCUCGGCAUGCAGUCAUGUUGCUGCCCUUUUGUUCAAACUGGUUGCUUGUGCUACAUUGGAGUUAAACAAAAAAGCUUCCACAAGCAAAUUAUGCUCAUGGAAAAAAUCUAGAAAAAGAGCACACCCUGCACCUCUGAAGCACAUAAACUUCAAAAGACCAAAAAAAAGCGAAGUCCUGCCUACUAUAGACGAACCUUUUGAAGGUGAAUUGAAAGGAUUCACAUCAGUGGAUCCCUUGAAAUUCGUAACAGAAGAGGAAAAACAACAGUGGAUUUCACUCAGUCAAAUUGCUCCAGAUGCAGUUGUACUUAAAAAUAUAAGUCUGGAUUUAGGUGAAACAACACACCAUGAUGAUAGCGAAACAGAAACUGCGGAUGAAAAUGAAAAAAACAUUCUUCCUGAACCAUUGACAUACAUAUACGACUCCGCUGCCAUAAAUAAAAAUGAAAUAGAAAUAAAUAACAUUGCUCAAAAAAAUUACAAUCAAUACAAAUCCUCGUGCUUUGAUAUACAGUUUGAAAACUUGAAAAAAUUCACAGAAGCUCAAAGCCUUAGCGACAAAUGGAUGCUACAUCGAGCUGGGCGAAUAACAGCUUCAGUUUCAAAACUUGCCUUCACUUCAGAUUUGAAAAAAACAAAAACGUUAAUUGAGACCAUCAUGCAAUAUAAAGAGCCUGUUGACGUUGUUGCAACAAGAUAUGGGAAAAGAAUGGAGAAUAGAGCUCGUUCAGUAUAUGAACAACAUGUCAAACAACACCAUGUUGAUCUCCAAGUUGUCACAACUGGACUUCAUAUUGAUCCAAACUUUCCAUAUCUUGCAGCAAGCCCUGAUGGAUUAGUGAAGUGCAAAUGUCAUGGUCAGAGUUUAGUUGAGAUCAAAUGCCCAUUUAAAUAUAAAAAAAGUUUGAAGCUAUGGAGAAACGAUAAAAAUUGUCCCAUUGAUAAAGCUGGGAAAUUCAAAAAAAAUCAUGCUUAUUACUUCCAAGUACAACAUCAAAUGUUAGUAACUAAAAUGAAUUAUUGUGACUUCUUUGUUUUUUCACAAGGAAAGCAAGAAAAUGAUACUUUUCUGAUCAGGGUUACAAAAAAUGAACCAUUUUGUCGGAAACUUCGUGAAAAACUGGCCAUUGUAUUCGAAAAGGUUUUGUUACCAGAGCUUGUCACUCGGAAAAGUGAUCCCAAGUUACUAAAUGAAGAAAAGGUGUAUUGCAUAUGCAGAAGACCAUCCUUCCCACCUAUGAUUGGUUGUGACAAUUUAGGCUCAUGUGACAUAGAAUGGUUCCAUUAUUCUUGUGUGAAGAUAACAAGAGCACCGAAAACUUGGCUAUGUUCUACCUGUCAGAAUAAUAUUAAAAAAAAAUAGUGUGUCACAUUAUAUCAAAGUAAUAUAUGUAAUAUAAUAUAACAAUAUGUUAGUUGUGUGCGAAGUAUCAAAUUCUCUGUAAUAAUAUAUGUUAUAUAAUGCCUUUGUUCAAGUUCACCAAAGCACAUAUAACGAUAAACACAUCGUCCAAUAAAUCUACUUGAGUGAUAGGUAUGGUUGUGUUCAAAAUUUCAAACUUUCUCAAACGUCCAAUAACUCUCUCAAUGUGGAUUCGAACAUUGGCUAUUUUUCGAGAUCGAUCUACAUCCAUUGCUGACAUUUGUUCCUUCCCUCUGGUAAAUUCAGGUAUUUUUAAUACCACGCCUCGUGUUGCCAACUCUUGCUCGCUAAGGAAUCCUCGAUCAGCCAAAACAAGAUCUCCAUUUUCGACUAAAUCCAAAAAACCACUUUUUAUUGUUAUUUCCUUAUCAGAGACUCUACCUCCCCAUCCUUCUGAUAGGAAACUAACACU